Messenger RNA from Megachile rotundata (alfalfa leafcutting bee), 4017 nucleotides. Its product is annotated as synaptic vesicle glycoprotein 2B. Gene Ontology annotation, molecular function: transmembrane transporter activity. Gene Ontology annotation, cellular component: membrane. Gene Ontology annotation, biological process: transmembrane transport. NCBI's taxonomy places the organism in Eukaryota, Metazoa, Arthropoda, Insecta, Hymenoptera, Megachilidae. The record is from RefSeq and is a predicted model, not a curated record.
UUGAGAGUUUGCUGCGAAGGCGCGUGUUAGCCUCGCGACAGGACGCGUUACCAUCUAUCGGCACGCGUUCUUAGUCAUUUGCAAUGGAAAUCGGAACAACAUCGACGAUGUCGAGCAAACCAGUUCGCGAGUCGCGAUGGAGCGCGACGGAUCGCGUUCCGAUAUUCGCGAGCAACGACGGAGAAAGAGGGGAAAAGACGAAAGAUUUUGAACGAGAAUAAACGGGCGACCUCGACUCGAAAUUCCGUUAUCUUAUCGCUAAGGGAUCCUCCUAGAAUAUGUCUCGACAAAUAAUUAUUUAGAUCGACGUAAACUCGGUUCGGUAGCGUGAUUCGACGAAUAGUCGAGAUCGCGUGCGUCCAACUUUAAAACGUUUGGCACAGCUCGGCGUGGUCCGGACUCGGCUAAAGUUAAUUUUUGACCCGAGGACAGCGAGUGACCAGUCUCGCGCUCGUUUUCGUCGUCGUCGUCGUUGCGCUCGCGAUCGCCGCAUCGGCGUAAUUUGCAUCGUCGAAGAUCGCGGUAUAUCGGAUAACGGUUUAACGCGACGCUCGACGAUAACUCGGUGACGGGGACGAACGAAGCGUAACAAUUGAAUCGUUUGACCCGUCUUAAUUGGCAAGUUACAUCGACGCGAACGACAAGUUGGCCAGAGACGGAAUCGGUACGCGUUAGUCCACGGUCUCGUUCGUUGGCUUCACGGAAUCUCGUGACCGUCGCGAACGAUCGUCGUUCGGCGUACCCGACGGGGAUAAAAGUAUAAACGCUCGAGUCGAGCGUCGGGCGACGUUCGCGGUUUCGGCUUCGUUACGCUCUGCACGGCUCGUCCGACCUCCGCUCGAUACAGUUUACGAUCGAUUCCUCGUGCCGGACGAACGGGCGUACCAUGGCAGCGAAUCGUGGGAGCGAAACGAAAAUCUCGACGAUCAACGCGACAAAGAGCGACCAGGAGGAUGCGGUGGACAUCGAAAAGGCGAUAUCGGCGACAGGCUACGGAACGUUCAACGUGUUGCUGCUUCUGGCGGCGUUACCGGUCGCGUGGACCGGCAUCUUCGACACCACCACGCCGGCUUUCAUCCUCGCUUCGGCCGAGUGCGAUCUGCAGCUGACUUCUUUCCGAAAAGGCGUUCUCGUAGCGUUUCCGUUCGUAGGAAUGACGUUGACCAGCUUCGUGUGGGACCACGUGACGCCCUACGUUGGUGCAAGAAAUCUGUUCGUCCUCGGCCUGUUGGCGGAUUCCGUUCUGAACGUCCUAUCCAGCGCCGUGGACAGUUACCACGUAUUUCUCGCGAUCAAAUUCGUCAACGGCGUUUUCACGGGUGGACCGUUUUCGAUGGUGAUCGCCUAUCUGUCCGAGUUUCAUUCGGCAAAAUAUAAACCGAGCUUCGCCAGAUGGGCAGGACUGGCUGUAAACGCGGCGAUCAUCGUCCCAGCGGUACUCGGCUUCACGAUUCUUCCGUUGCCGUUGACGAUCGACGUGUUCUAUCGGCGAUACACCAGCUGGCGAAUCUACCUGCUGAUCUGUUCGAUCGUCCCGGUGAUAGGCCUCGUGACGGCCAGCGCGUUGCCGCAAAGCCCCAGGUACCUCGUGGACAUCGGCAAACCCGAACAGGCAUUGAAGCUGCUCGCGAGGAUGUACGCGAUCAACAAGAGGAAGCCGGUAAACGCGUUUCCGAUAAAAUCGCUAGCGGUGUUGCAGAACUCGCAGCUAUCGCGACAAUCCGUGUUCCAGAGGAGUUCCGAGAAACUGCGAAUCUCUUGUUACAACGCCAAGCUGUUGUUCUCCGGUCCGUACCUGCGCGCCGUUUCCUUCCUGAAUUUCCUCCAAUUCGGCAGCAUGCUCGGAUUCAACACGAUGAGACUUUGGGUACCGCAUCUCUUUGUCAUUUUGAAUAACUUCGACGCUGACAAGUGGCGCAAAGACCGAGCCCCGACCAUGCGCGAUAUGCUCGAUCGUCGAAACGCCCUGCCUGUCAGCCAAUACCUGGACUGCCCGAACUUUUCCAACAUUUGCAUCACGUGGAAAGUCAUCGCGGUAAUAUAUCAAAAUUCCUCCAUAAUCGCUGUCUCGGCGGUCCUUUUCUCUUUCCUGGCUAGCGCGAUAGCCAACUCCAAGUUCCGAAAGAAACUGAUAAUGGUUGCCGCUUUCUUUCUCUCGGUGAUAAGCAGCUUCGGAAUGAACUGGGCGCAGCAUCCCGCUUACAUGCUAACGCUGGCUGCUGCCAUUAUCGUCACCACCAGAAUAGCCGGUAACAUCGUUACCGCCGUCAACGUCGACGUCAUCCCCGUUCCGCUAAGACCCAGCAGCGUCGCGAUGCUCACCACCGUUGGAAACGUCGCAGCCAUCGUAGGGAAUUUUCUGUUUUCCGCGUUGCUGGACGUCGAGUGUCUGGUCGCGUUCAUGGGAUUGGGAUGUUUGUUGCUCGCCUGCUUCUGCUUGUCUUUCUUUCAACCGAAACCCGUAAGAGAAUCGACGUCGAAGGCGUUGGAAGCGUGACGCGGCAUCGACGGAACGUUCGUUUUCGGCUUUCUACCCUCUUAAACGGAAACGUCGCUCGAGCAACCGGAGCAAACUGUGAUACCGCUUGGAAAUUAUAACGCUACUUUUCUACGGAACGACUGAACAGGCACAAAUAUUCCGGACGAAACGAAAGAGAAAAGGAAGGAAACGUCGUUCCUGUUCUGGUCUUUGGACCGAUCCUGACAAAUUUCGCUUGAAACUUGUACGUCUUAUCGAACAGAGCGUAUAAGAGAACCGCGCUCGCGUAACAUUUAAUUAACGCCGAACGUAGAUAACGAGAGAGAGAGGAAAAAAGCGAUCGCGAUUGCAACAAUAGCUACGCGUUAAAUAUAUCGUGCCGCAUCGCGUUGCACAGCCAACCAAUCGUUCGAUCGGAAUCGAAGGUUACAUCGCACGAUGCUCCGAUUAACUUUACCUUCGUCUAAUACGAUCGAACGUUUCCGUAGCGAAUGCUUGCGCUCCGAUCGUGCUACGUUUAUUCGCGCGUUUCUUUUACGAAAAUCGUUCCUGCAUCGCGUCGUUUUGCGCAACCUUCGAUUUUCCGUCGCCAGUCUAUAAGCCGCGCACACAGCGUUCGCGGUACACGACGGACCAACAACCUUACGCCCAACAUUUAUUUUCUACAGUAUAUGUAUACAUAUUUACGAUGCCGAACCGUCUAAUUGUUAUUCUUAAAUAUUUGCUUCUGCGUCGCUAGCUUUUGAACAUUUAAAUUAUUUGCCCGUUAAAUUAACGUCAAUUACCGCUGUUAUACGUUCGAACGUAUUCUCCGAGCUAUUAUUGAACUUGGCGAUCUCGAUCGAAAUUUAACUUACGUAAUAGUAAAAGAUAUACCGUUAAGUAAACGAUAUCGUUUAAAGAACUUUCGUUGUUACGCGUUUCUAUCAUUUUAUAAUGCACGCGUGUAUGAUUCUAUUCCGUACCGUUAGCGUCGUGUGACGGCAUAUCCUGAGAUUAAAACGACUUUUACACUCUAUCGGAACUCGCAGUAACUUUCUCGACGUUCGCGCAACUAGAUUUCCAGUGUUAUACUACGGACGGUAAGUGGGUUUCGCCUCGAAAGUCUGGCGAACGCGCGUACACCGGCAGAUGACGCUAUUCGUGCCAUUUUCGACGUUCGCUUUCACCCUUUCGGAAUGAAAAAAGUUCCGAUCGAUACUUUUCGUCGAAUAAAUUCAUUGUUAUAUUUAUCCUGCAAAAUACGUAGUUUCAACAACUCGACGAGGAAUACGAGUUCGAAACGAUAACGACGCGCAGCCGAGCGAGUUUCCAAACGGAUCAAUAUAUCGGCGGUGAUUUUUCAAAUUAAUAAAUCGAUCGAUCACGACCGACUUUUAUUCUUGGUAAGCCGAGUCAAGAACAAUACGAAAUAAUUGAACGCGAUGCAGAAAACGCAAAACCGUUUUGAUAGAAGACGCGGAUAUAGCACGAACAGUUGAUUUAUGAACGCGACUGCGAACGACGCUUCAGUUCUUGAUAAAACUUUUUUCGACGAA